CUUUGUUCGACAUUUGAAGCUGCACAAAGAACGAUUUGAACAAUACCAGAUGAACAAAAGUGCCACAAGUGAACCACAACAGUCUCCAAUCUCACAGUUCAUGGAGACCCGUGUAGGGAAGUACAGCAUGAAUCAUCCACAGCAGAACGCAAUCAACAAUGCAAUACUGUCCGACCUGGUUAUCGAUUGCAACUUGCCUCUGUCUAUUGUGGAAAACAAGAGUUUUCGUCACUUCCUGUCAGUGGUUGACAGUAAGUACAGCCCAGUGUGUCGCAGAACAUUGACAUCAAAAGUAGAGAACCUUGCUACAAAGAGACGUUCAAAACUGAAAACUCAGUUGAGCAACACAGACCAUGUUUCAGUCACAGUGGACAUUUGGUCCGACCGAAAGAUGAGGGGGUUCCUUGGUGUCACUGUGCACUGUAUGGAGAAAGAUGGAGAGAGAUUACAGCUCAAGUCCAAUCUCUUGGCUUGUGACCGCUUCAAAGGCCCACACAUGGCCGAAAGAAUCUGUGAGCAAUUUGAGGCCAUAUGUGAUGAAGUACAUGACGAAGAUCACCUUGAUGACCCAGAGCUCUGGAAUGACCUAACCCCGGAAGACCAGCAAAUAGUGGAUGCUGCUAUUGGAACAACAAAACAGCGCUUGCAGUGUUUUGCCCACACUCUCCAGCUGGUGGUGGGAGACGGCUUGAAAGAAACAAAAGUGAUGACUCCUUCUCUUUCAAAGUUAUCAAAAAUCAGCUCACUGCUGCAUACAAACACAACACUCAAAGAGGUGUUUGAGGCUGAAUUUGGGGAAAGAGGGAUCCCUGCUGCUGUCAACACAAGAUGGAACUCAACACUGAGACAAGUGAAGGCAGUUAUCCAAUGUGACCAUCGAAAGCUCAGUCAUGUUCUUGAAAAGGCUGGGCACAAGGAGUUGUUGUUCACAGUACAGGAGUGGAAUAAGUUGAAGGAGUUGGUGGACAUCCUGAAGCCAUUUGGAGAAGCAACAGAUAUGACACAGGGGGAGAAGAUAGUCACAAUCAGUUCUGUUGUUCCCUCCGUCCUGUCCCUGAAUCACCACCUGGAGCAGCGGAAGCCUCAAGUCCAUUUCCUGAGCGGCCUGGUCAGAAGUCUCCAGGCAUCCCUGAACAAAAGAUUUCUUGGAAUCUUCAUCAAUGUGAAAAUGGCCAGGAAACAAGAUGGAAUCACUGCCCCCUUUUCAGAUCCAGUCUACCUCAAAGCAGCUGCCUUGGAUCCGGCUUUUUCUCUGAUGUGGGUGGAGCACCAUGUGCUGGUCAAGGAGGAAGUCAAGGAGGAGGUGGCACAAAGAGUGAAAGAACUGAUUCUGCAAGAUGCUGCAGGGACUGAGCAAGCUGUGCCUCUUGUUGAUGAGGAAGAGCGAGAGGACCAUAGUCUUGGACAAGAAGAAGGGCUGUUUGCAGCAUACUGUAAGAGGCAGAAGAAAGCUGUUGGGACCACUCCAGCACUACAGCUAAGUCACUACCUUGACAUAUGCGAAGGACAGAAUGCCCUCUUGUUCUGGGCAAUGAACAGGAAGGCUCUUCCUUCACUGUCCCGAGUGGCCAUCAGGGUCUUGGCAGUGCCUGCCUCCAGUGCUCCGGUGGAACGUGUCUUCAGCCAUGGUGGCAUCAUACUGCGGCCUCAUCGUGCACAAAUGACUGAUAGACUUUUAUCGAAUUUGGUCUUUUGCAAAUGCAAUGCAUCAUAGGGUCCGGAGAUAAGAUAAUUUUUUUUAACUGUUUAUGCAUUACACACACACACACACAUAGCCUCCAUGUUCAGGUUUUAUCUCCCAUCUUUGGGAUCUGUAUUUUUUUUUCUAGGACAUUCAGGCCAGUGUUCAAACUGUAGGCCUACUUGAAGUUCAGUAUCAGUUGUUUAGAUGUACCUUUUAAUAAAUGAUUGUAACUUUAGGAUUGUUUUAGGUGUCGAGUAUAUCUGGAGAGAGAGAACACUAGAAUAUUUUGUUUUUGUCAUAUUGAUGUCUGGCUCAUGGCUA
Messenger RNA from Salvelinus namaycush (lake trout), 2005 nucleotides. RefSeq lists its product as uncharacterized. The coding region runs from base 50 to 1714 and encodes 554 amino acids. Gene Ontology annotation, molecular function: protein dimerization activity. The transcript has 4 exons. The record is from RefSeq and is a predicted model, not a curated record. Lineage: Eukaryota; Metazoa; Chordata; Actinopteri; Salmoniformes; Salmonidae.